AUGGAGAAUCUUAAAAAGAUUUCAGAUGAAAAAGAAAACAUUCUUUUAUUAUUAGAUGAAAAUGAAUAAAUAUUAAGAACCUUAGAAAAACAUGAUAUGAAAAAAGAAACAGAAAUUAAAAAAGUGAAUAAAAUGUAAGAAGAAUGGAAAAAUUUAUUAAAGAUUUCAUAAACUGUUGAAAAAGAUAUAAGUGGUCCAGUUAAAUAAGAAGCUGAUAAGACAAAAGAAAAGAUUAAGAAAUUUGAAGAAUAAUUAAAGGAAUAUUUACAAGGUCUUAAAAAAGAGACAUUUUAUUAAUACAAAACUGGUAUUAAAGAUUCAUAAGAAAGAUUUGCUGAAGUAUAAGCAUAAAUAGAUAAAUUUACAAAAACACUUUAAAACUAUGAAUAUUAUUCAAAAAUGUUCAAUUUUCCAGAUGAAGUUGUUGGAUGUUAAAAAAACUUAGAUGCUAUCAAAUAAGAAGUAGCUGCUGUUUAAUUAUUAUGGGAACAUAUUAAAAAAUGUGAAUAAAAAUUCUCAGAUUAUAAGAGAUAUAAAUGGGCAACAAUUGAUCCAAAUGAAAUGGAAGAUGAAGUGAAAAAGCUUCGUAAAUUCUUAAUUGAUAUGAAGGGUAUUGAUAAAAGAUCAAAUGUAUUCACUGGUAUUAAUGAAGAUUUACGUAAAUGGGGUACCUUCAUACCAUUAUUAACUGAAUUGAAAGAUCCAGCUAUGAACACAAGUGAUAGUAGACAUUGGAAAGAAGUUAAAGUUGUUGUAAACCAAGAUUUUGCUAUUGGAGAUGAUAUGGAAUUAGAUGUUAUUUGGAAUCUUAAACUUUUUGAUUAUAGAGAAAAAAUUGAAGAUAUCUCUGAAUAAGCUAAAUAAGAAUUAAAAAUGGAGAAGGGUAUUAUCAAAGUAGAUACAUUCUGGAAAGAUGUAUAAUUUGAAUUAUUGAAACAUAAGGAUACUGAUGUCAGAACAUUAAAAAUGUUAGAUGAACAUUUUGAAACAUUAGAAGAACAUUAAUUGUAGGUUAAUAAUAUGUUAUUGAGUAAAUAUGUGAAAUUCUUUGAGAAGGAUGUUGAAAAAUGGAAAUAAGAUUUAGGAGCUAUUUAUGAUGUUAUAUAAUUAUUAUCAGAAGUACAAAAGACAUGGUCAUUUUUAGAAAAUUUAUUUAUUUAAUCAGAAGAAGUCAAGAAAGAAUUACCAAAAGAAUCAGAAUAAUUUGUUGGAAUAGAUAAAAGUAUGAAAGAAAUUAUGGAAUCUGGUUGUUAAAUUAAGAUAAUCUUAAAGUUUUGUACUUAACCAAAUAUGUUAAAAUCAUUAGAAAAGAUCUAAGCUGAUUUGAAAGUUUGUGAAAAAGCAUUGAAUGAAUUUUUGGAUUCUAAAAGAAGAGCAUUCCCAAGAUUCUAUUUCGUUAGUGUUAAUGAUUUAUUAGAUAUCCUUUCUAAUGGUAAUUCACCUGCAAAAAUUAAUAGACAUAUGUCAAAGAUAUUUUAAGCUAUUGAUAAAUUAGAAUUAUAAGAAAAUGAUAAUGAAAGACCAUUUGCUAAAAAGAUGAUUACAUGUGUUGGUCAAGAAGAAGUUGUUCUAGUUAAACCUUUAUAAUUGUUAAAUAAAGUUGAAACUUAUUUAUAAGCUAUGAUUGAUUCUAUGAUUGAUACUCUUAGAGAAUUAGCUAAGAAAUCAUUUGGUUGUUAUGAUUCUAAGACAUGUCAAUUAUAAAUGGAUAGAAAAACAUGGAUAGAUUAGGAUCCAGCUUAAAUUGCAUUAUUAGUCAAUAAUAUUAUGUGGUCAGUUCAAGUAGAAGAAGCAUUUGCAAAAAUAGCAAAUGGAGAUAUGAAUGCACUUAAAGAUUAUUAUAAGAAAAGUGUUGAUGCUCUUACUGAAUUAAUUAGAUUUGUUAGAGGUGAUUUAAGUAAAUCUUUAAGAUAAAAAUUAAUGUGUUUGAUUACAAUGGAUGCUCAUUCUAGAGAUACUAUUGGAAAAUUGAUUGAUGAACAUGUUCGUAAACCAGAUGAAUUUUAAUGGUAAUCUUAAUUAAAAUUCUAUUGGGUUAAUAAUGAUGCCCUUAUUAGAAUUGCUGAUGCAUCUUUUAAUUAUUCAUAUGAAUAUUUGGGUAAUGGUCCAAGAUUGGUUAUUACUCCAUUAACAGAUCGUAUUUACGUCACAGCCACAUAAGCAUUACAUUUAAAGAUGGGUUGUGCACCUGCUGGUCCUGCAGGAACAGGUAAAACUGAAUCCACUAAAGAUUUGGCUAAUGCAUUAGCUAAAGCAUGUUAUGUGUUUAAUUGUAGUUCAGAAAUGAAUUAUGAAUCUAUGGGUAAUAUCUAUAAAGGACUUGCUAGUUCUGGAUGUUGGGGUUGUUUUGAUGAAUUUAAUCGUUUAUUACCAGAAGUCUUAUCAGUUUGUUCAGUCUAAUUUAAGGCAGUCACAGAUGCUAUCAAAUAAUAAAAAAAGACAUUUUUAUUCCCAGGAGGAGGUGAAAUUUCAUUAGAUCCAACUUGUGGUGUGUUUAUUACAAUGAAUCCAGGAUAUUUAGGAAGAGCAGAAUUACCAGAAGGAUUAAAAGCAUUGUUUAGACCAAUUACAGUGGUUGUACCAGAUUUAGAAUUGAUUUGUGAAAAUUGCUCCUAAAAAAGCAUAAUUUGUAGAUGGUGUUGGACCUAAAAAUAAUUAAUACACAGGUUAAUAAUUAGUUAAUUAUGUUACUAAUAAGAAUGAAGAAAUUAAUAAAUUAAUUGAUACAUCUAGAGAUAAUAUUAAUAUCAAAGAUAAAAAUAUAUAAGAAGAUGUCAAUAGUUUAUUAGAAGUUAUGGAGAAUCUUAAAAAGAUUUCAGACGAAAAAGAAAACAUUCUUUUAUUAUUAGAUGAAAAUGAAUAAAUAUUAAGAACCUUAGAAAAACAUGAUAUGAAAAAAGAAACAGAAAUUAAAAAAGUGAAUAAAAUGUAAGAAGAAUGGAAAAAUUUAUUAAAGAUUUCAUAAACUGUUGAAAAAGAUAUAAGUGGUCCAGUUAAAUAAGAAGCUGAUAAGACAAAAGAAAAGAUUAAGAAAUUUGAAGAAUAAUUAAAGGAAUAUUUACAAGGUCUUAAAAAAGAGACAUUUUAUUAAUACAAAACUGGUAUUAAAGAUUCAUAAGAAAGAUUUGCUGAAGUAUAAGCAUAAAUAGAUAAAUUUACAAAAACACUUUAAAAUUAUGAAUAUUAUUCAAAAAUGUUCAAUUUUCCAGAUGAAGUUGUUGGAUGUUAAAAAAACUUAGAUGCUAUUAAAUAAGAAGUAGCUGCUGUUUAAUUAUUAUGGGAACAUAUUAAAAAAUGUGAAUAAAAAUUCUCAGAUUAUAAGAGAUAUAAAUGGGCAACAAUUGAUCCAAAUGAAAUGGAAGAUGAAGUGAAAAAGCUUCGUAAAUUCUUAAUUGAUAUGAAGGGUAUUGAUAAAAGAUCAAAUGUAUUCACUGGUAUUAAUGAAGAUUUACGUAAAUGGGGUACAUUAUAGAUUUUGAUCCUUAAGUAAUGGUUAUGGGUAAUAUCACAGUUCCAACAAAAGAAACUUUAGCUACAAGUGAAUUAGUUAAAUAAUUUAUUUAUGUUUAACAACCAGUAUUAAUGAUUGGUUAAUCCGGUUGUGGUAAAACUUAAUUGGCUAAGGGUAUAUUGAGAGAUAUUGUAAAAGCUCAACCAGAUAAUUUUACUUAUUAAUUGAUCAAUUUCAAUUAUUAUACAGAUUCAACAUAUUUGUAAGCUCAAUUAGAAUAAUAAUUGGAAAAGAAAGCAGGUAGAUAAUUUGGACCUUAAGGUAAAGGAAAAUUAAUAUAUUUCAUUGAUGAUUUGAAUAUGCCUUAAUUAGAUCCAUAUGAUACUUAAACAGCUAUUGCAUUAUUAAGAUAACAUGCAGAUUAUGGUCAUUGGUAUGAUUUAGGUAAAUUGAGUUUGAAAGAUAUUAUCAAUACUUAAACUAUAGCAGCAAUGAAUCCAUCAGCUGGUUCAUUCUUUGUUAAUCCAAGAUAUUAAAGACAUUUUUGGACUGUUUCCAUUCCUAUUCCUGAUAAUGAAAGUUUGUUCUUAAUUUAUAAUACUUUCUUAUCAGGACAUCUUAAGAGAUUUAAACCAGCUGUUUCUGAAAAUGGACCUGCAAUUAUUAAAGCUGCUUUAUAAUUACAUACUAGUGUUAUUUAGAAUUUCAGAAAAACAGCCAUAAAUUUCCAUUAUGAAUUCAAUCUUAGACAUAUUUCAAAUGUUAUUUAAGGAUUGUUAUUAGCAGAUCCUGCUAAAUUUAUUGAUUCAGAUAAAUUAAUUAGAUUAUGGGUUCAUGAAUCUGAAAGAACAUAUGGUGAUAGAUUAGUAUCAAUGGAUAAUCUUAAUACAUAUAAAGCAUUAAUGUUUGAUUUGUUAAAGAAAUAAUUCACCAAAUUUAAUUUCAGUAGAUUCUUUGCCAAAGAUAAUCCUGAAAAUUUAAUCUUCUGUAACUUCUUAGCUGGUAUAGGAGGAGAUAGAUUUUAUGAUUAAAUGCCUAAUGAUAAAUUAGAACCAGUAAUCACUGAAGCAUUAAAAGAAUAUAAUGAUAACUUUGCUUAUAUGGGAUUAGUAUUGUUUGAAGAUGCACUUAAACAUGUAUGUAGAAUCACAAGAAUAGUGUUACCACCAGGUGGACAUUCAUUAUUAGUAGGAGUAGGAGGUAGUGGUAAAUAAUCAUUAACUAAAUUGGCUGCAUUUAUCAUGACAUAUACUCUAUUCAUGAUUACUAUAUCAAGCAAUUAUGGUAUGAAUGAUUUAAGAGGUGAUUUGUAAUUACUUUACUAAAAAUCAGGUGUUAGGGAUGAAGCUAUUAUGUUCUUAUUCAAUGAAGGUUAGAUAACAAGUGAAAGAUUCUUAACUUAUAUCAAUGAUUUAUUAUCUUCAGGAGAAGUAGCAGAACUCUAUAAUUCAGAUGAAAAGGAAGUUUUGAUUAAUCAAAUCAGACCUAAAGUUAAAGCUGAUGGUAGACCAGAUACAAGAGAUUCAUGUUGGGGAUGGUUUAUUGAUAAAGUAAGAUAAAAUUUACAUAUGACAUUGUGUUUCUCACCAGUAGGUGAAUCAUUACGUAAAAGAGCUCGUCAAUUCCCUGCUCUUGUCAAUUCUACUGUUAUUGAUUGGUUCUAACCAUGGCCUUAAGAUGCACUCUAUAAUGUUGCUUAAUAAUUCUUAAAAGAUAUAGAUGUACCUACAGAUUAAGUUAGAGAAGCUAUUGUUAAAUUUAUGCCAUUCUCAUUCAAAUUAGUUAAUGAUUUAUCAGUUAAAUUGUUAGAAUAAGAAAGAAGAUAUGUUUAUACUACACCUAAAUCAUUCUUAGAAUUAAUUAAAUUAUAUAUAUUCAUGUUGAAGACAAAGAAAGGAAUGCUUGAAAAGAAUAAGGAAAGAUAUGAAAAUGGUCUUAUUAAAUUAAGAUCUACUUAAGAUUUAGUGGCUGAAAUUGAAGUUCAAGUUAAGGAAAAACAAUAAGAAGCUGAAUAAAUUAAAAAUGAAGCCAAUUAAGUGGCUGAAGUAGUUGGUAAAGAAAAGGCUAAGGCUGAAAUAGAAAAUGCAAAGGCUGCAGAUGAAGAAGCUAAAUGUUCAACUAUUAAAUAAGAUGUUGAAUAGAAAAAGACAUCUACUUAAGCUGAUUUAGAUGCUGCUAUUCCCUUAGUAGAAUAAGCCAAAGCUGCCUUGAAUGGUUUGAGUGAAAAAGAUUUCUAAGUUGCCAAAAACUUUGCUACUCCACCUUCUGGUGUACCUGAUGUAUUCUCAGCUACCAUUUUCUUAUUAGCUGGUUUCUAUAAUGAACAAAUUGAAAUUGAUCCAAAAUCUAAGAAACCAAAAACUUAUGAUUGGAAGAGUGCAUAAAAGAUGAUGCAAAAGCCUAAAGAAUUGUUAAAUAAACUUAUGGGAUUCAAAGAUAUUGUUGAUGCUAAUCAAGUACCACCAACUAACGUUGAUUUUGUUAAGAAAAACUAUUUGAAUUUAGAGCAUUUCAAUGCAUAAACUAUGGCUAAUAAAUCAUCAGCUGCUAGAGGUCUUUGCGAUUGGGUUAUUAAUAUUGUCAAAUAUUAUGAUGUCAUCUAAAUUGUAGAACCUAAAAGACAAGCUCUUAAAGAAGCCAUUUAAUAAUUAGAUGAUGCCAAUGCAAAAUUAGCUAAAGUUUAAGAAUAAGUCAAAGAAUUAAAUGAUAGAUUGGCUGUUUUGACUGCUGAUUAUAAUAAAGCUAUGGCACAAUUAUAAGCAGCCUUAGAUUAAGCUGCUAAAUGUGAAAAGAGACUUAACUCUGCUAAUCGUUUAGUUAAAGCUUUGGGAAGUGAAAAUGAACGUUGGGAUUAAGCAAUUAAAAUGUUAGAAGGUUAGAUACAAUUAUUAAGUGGAGAUGUAUUGGUUUCUGCUGCCUUUGUCUCUUAUGCUGGUCCAUUCAACAAGAGAUUUAGAGAUGUUAUGAUUAAGGAUUAUUUCCUUAAAUUCAUUAUUGAUAAUAAGGUUCCAUUAAGUAAUAAUGCUGAUCCAGUAAAAUUAUUAACAGAUGAAAGUACUAUUGCCAAAUGGAAUCAAUAAUUAUUACCUAGUGAUGCUGUAAGUACUGAAAAUGGUACUAUCUUAACUAACUCUGAAAGAUAUCCAUUAAUUAUAGAUCCUUAAUUAUAAGGAAUCAAAUGGAUUAAGGAGAAGGAAUCAGCAAAUAAUAUGAAGAUAUUACGUAUUGGUUAAAAAAAUACAAAUAGAUAAAUUGAGUUCUCUAUUUAAUCAGGUAAUCCAUGUUUAAUUGAAAAUAUGGAUGAAAGAAUUGAUGCUGUAUUGAUGCCUGUUAUUGCAAGAUAAUUUAUAAUCAAGAGUUCAGGAUAAAAGAAGAUUAAAUUUGCUGGUUAAGAAUUAGAUGUACAUCCAAAAUUCUAAUUAUUUUUACAUACAUAAUUGAGUAAUCCACAUUAUCCUCCUGAAAUAUAAGCAGAGGCUACUCUCAUCAAUUUCACUGUUACUGAAGAUGGUUUAAGUGAUCAAUUAUUAACAUUAGUAGUUGGAAGAGAAAGACCAGAUUUGGCAUAAAAGAAAGUGGAAUUAAUAUAACAAUAAAAUUCAUUUAAAAUUAAAUUAAAAGAAUUAGAAGAUGAAUUAUUAUAUAAAUUAGCUAAUGCUGAAGGUGAUAUUUUAGAAGAUAUUGCUUUGAUUGAAAAUUUAGAAUAUUCUAAAAAGAUCUCUACAGAAAUUGCUGAAAAAGUAGAAAUUGCUAAAGCCACUGAAGCUAAAAUUAAUGAAACAUCAGAAUAAUAUAGAAAUGCAGCUGCUAGAGGUGCUUUAAUUUAUUUCUUGUUAACAGAUUUAUCUAAAAUUCACUCUUUCUAUAAGUAUUCAUUAGAAUCUUAUUUGGUUGUUGUUCAUAGAGCUAUUGACUUGAUUUCUGAGCAUAAACAUGUUCAAACAGGUGUUAUGUUAGAUGAAAAAGCAGCAGCUUAAAUUGAUCUUGGAAAGAAAAAGGAAGGAUAAGAAGAUGGAGAAGAAGCUGAAGGAGAAGAAGAAUAAUAAGAAGAAUAAUAAGAAGAAUAAUAAUAAGAAUAAUAAUAAGAAGAAUAAUAAUAAGGUGAAUAAUAAGAGGGAGAAUAAGGAGAAGGUUAAUAAGGUGAAGGAGAAGAAGGUGGAGAAGCAAAAGAAGGUGAAGAAGGAGAAUAAAAAAAAGAAGAAUAAGUUGAAGAAUAAAAGAAAAAUGCUGAUGAUGAUCAAUUAACUCCAUAAUCUUUGAGAAAGAGAGUUAAUUAAUUGAUUGAAAGUAUUACCUACACUUCUUUCUAAUAUGCUAGAAGAGGAUUAUUUGAGAGACACAAAUUGAUUGUUUCAACUAUGCUUACAUUAAGAAUCAAUUUGAAAGCAGGAAAAUUACCAAAAGAAUAAGUUGAUCAUUUAAUUAUUGGUAAAAUUGAAUUAAAUCCACCUCCUAUGCCUGAAUCAUUGAAAUCAUUUUUGAAUGAUACUAUAUGGGCAUGUUGUAAGGCUUUGGAAUAAAUUCCCGAAUUUAAUGGCCUUGGAUAAAGUUUAGAAGUCGACAAUCUAUAAUGGAAGAAAUGGUAUAAUGAAGAAAAGGCUGAAAUUAGUGAUUUACCAAAGGCAUUCAGUCAUCUUAAGAAAUUCCAUAGAUUAUUAUUAUUAAGAACAAUGAGACCUGAUAGAUUAACAUCAGCUAUGGCUAAUUAUGUUGCUGAAGAGAUGGGAGAUAAGUAUGUUGAAUAACCUCCAUUCUCCAUCUUUGAAACAUUUAAUGAAAUGGCUCCAACUACACCUGUUUUCUUUGUAUUGUUCCCAGGAGUAGAUCCUACACCUGAAGUUGAAAGAGUGGCUGCCUAAUAUGAUAUUACAUCAUUUAAUGGAAAAUUCAUUAAUAUCUCUAUGGGACAAGGUCAAGAAGAAAUUGCUAGAAGAGCAUUAUUAGAUUGUGCUGUACAAGGACAUUGGAUUAUGUUACAAAAUGUACAUUUAAUGUAAAAUUGGUUAACAGGUCUUAAUGGUUUAGAAGGAUAUCUUGAAACUGUUUAUGCUAAACAUCAUCCAAACUUUAGAGUUUUUAUUUCAUCAGAACCUCCUCCUCUACCUGAAAUGAAGAUUAUUCCAGAAUCUAUUUUAUAAGCAUCUAUUAAGGUUGCUAAUGAAGCACCAUAAGAUUUAAAGGCAAAUCUUAGAAGAGCAUAUGCUCACUUUGAUUAAGAAUUCUUAAAUAAAUGUUAAAAGAAACCAUAAGAAUUUAAAGCAUGUUUAUUUGCUUUAUGUCAUUUCCAUUCCUUAGUCUUAGGUAGAAAGAAGUUUGGUGCUUAAGGUUGGUCAAGAAUAUAUAAUUUUAAUGAUGGUGAUCUAACAAUUUGUGCUAAUGUCUUGUAUAAUUAUUUAUCUAAAUAUGAUGUUGUUCCUUGGGAUGAUUUGAAAUAUAUUUUUGGUGAAAUUAUGUAUGGUGGUCAUAUUACAGAUGAUUGGGACAGAAGAACCAAUGCUACAUAUUUGAAAGUCUUAAUUAAACCAGAAUUAUUAUAACCUGGUUUUAAUUUAGGUCCAGGAUUCAAAUCACCAGAUCCUUCCAAAUUUGAAUAUGAAUAAUAUAAAGAAUACAUUGAAAAGAAAUUACCAAUUGAAUCUCCAUAAAUGUUUGGUAUGCAUCCAAAUGCUGAAAUUGGUUAUUUAACUUAAUAAUGUGAAACACUAUUCAGUACCAUAUUAGAUGUUUAAGGUGGUUCAAGUAGUGGUGGUGGAGGUAAAAAAGAUGAUGGAGUUAUGACUUAAUUAACAUUAUUAAAAUCUACAACUCCUGCUGAUACUAAUUUAAUGGAUGUUACAGCUAAAGCAUCAGAAAAAACACCUGAUCAAAUUGUAUGUUUAUAAGAAUGUGAAAGAAUGAAUAUUUUAUUAGGUGAAAUCAGAAGAUCACUUGAAGAUCUUAGACUUGGUUUAACUGGUGCAUUGAAUAUCACAGAUUAAAUGGAAGCAUUAUCUCUAUCAUUACAAUUCAAUAAAGUACCUGCAAACUGGGAGAAAUUUGCUUAUUUCUCAAGAAAAGGUUUGGCUGCUUGGUUCAAUGAUUUAAUUGAAAGAACAAACUAAUUAGCAGUUUGGACAUAAGAAAUGGUUACUCCUAUUUCAUUGUGUAUUAGUUAUUUGUUUAAUCCUAUGUCAUUUUUGACUGCUAUCAUGUAAAAGACUGCUAGAGAAUAAGGAUUACCUUUAGAUGAUGUAAGAUAUUAUUAUUUAUAUUAUUUAGAUGGUUUUAUAAACAAAUGUGACAGGUGCCAAAGGACAUGAAGAAGUUACUGUUCCAGCUGAGACUGGUGCUUUUAUCCAUGGUUUAUAUUUAGAAGGAGCUGCUUGGGAAUUAGGUGGUUAAGGAUAAGAAGGAUAUUUAAUAGAAUAGAAAUAGAAGGAAUUACAUCCAAAAUUACCAGUUGUUAAUGUGAUUGCUGUGACAGCUGAUAAAAAGAAGAAGAUUGGAUAAUAUUAAUGUCCAGUGUAUGUGACAUCAAUGAGAGGACCUACAUUUGUAUUUACAGCAAAUCUUAAUAUGGAAAAUGAAGAUUCAGAUGUUUCAAAAUGGAUUCUCAGUGGUACUUGUCUAUUGAUGAGUGAUGAUUGAG
Paramecium pentaurelia is the source of this 10079-nucleotide messenger RNA. Lineage: Eukaryota; Ciliophora; Oligohymenophorea; Peniculida; Parameciidae. The record is from the annotation of a GenBank genome assembly.